Messenger RNA from Brassica rapa (field mustard), 1250 nucleotides. RefSeq names its product MADS-box protein SOC1-like (gene SOC1). The record is from RefSeq and is a predicted model, not a curated record. Lineage: Eukaryota; Viridiplantae; Streptophyta; Magnoliopsida; Brassicales; Brassicaceae. Gene Ontology annotation, biological process: positive regulation of transcription by RNA polymerase II. Gene Ontology annotation, cellular component: nucleus. Gene Ontology annotation, molecular function: DNA-binding transcription factor activity; RNA polymerase II transcription regulatory region sequence-specific DNA binding; protein dimerization activity.
AACGAAAAUAAUUGUUCCACACCAUUACCAUAAGGUCCAUAACUACAACGAGAAGAGGAUCUUUUUAAGGAGAAAGCAGAGAGAGAGAAGAGAGUAGUGUGUGUGUGUGUUGUUGUCUCUUGUUUCUUUUAUUACACCAGAUAGAUGAAACGAGGAAAGCUAUUACUUCUUUGGUUACAACCAUAAACAGAUCCUUCCUUUCGCAGAGAGUCAAGUUUGAUCAUCUUCUUCUUUUUCUCGCAGCUCCUUCAUUAAUGCUUAUAAAGUCUCCUAUAUCUCUCUAUCUAUACACAACUGUGCUAAUCAGUUUCUACUUCUAUUAAUCUUCGUGAUUAGGUUUUUUAUUUAUCAACCCUAUUGACCACCGGGAAACUAAUCAAGGAGAAAGAGAUGGUGAGGGGAAAAACUCAGAUGAAGCGAAUAGAGAAUGCAACAAGCAGACAAGUCACUUUCUCUAAACGAAGGAAUGGUUUGUUGAAGAAAGCUUUUGAGCUCUCAGUGCUUUGUGAUGCUGAAGUUUCUCUGAUCAUCUUCUCUCCUAAGGGAAAACUUUAUGAGUUCGCCAGCUCCAAUAUGCAAGAUACCGUAGAUCGUUAUCUGAGGCACACCAAGGAUCGAGUCAGCAGCAAACCGGUUUCGGAAGAAAAUAUGCAGCAUUUCAAACAUGAAGCAGCAAACAUGAUGAAGAAAAUUGAACAACUUGAAGCGUCCAAACGUAAACUCUUGGGAGAAGGCAUUGGAUCAUGCUCGAUUGAGGAGCUGCAGCAAAUUGAGCAACAACUCGAGAAAAGUGUCAAAUGUGUUAGAGCAAGAAAGACUCAAGUGUUUAAGGAACAAAUUGUGCAGCUCAAGCAGAAGGAGAAAGCUCUAGCUGCAGAAAACGAGAAACUCGCUGAAAAGUGGGGAUCUCAUGAAAUCGAAGUUUGGUCGAAUAAGAACCAAGAAAGUGGACGAGGUGACGAGGACAGUAGCCCAAGUUCUGAAGUAGAGACACAAUUGUUCAUUGGGUUACCUUGUUCUUCAAGAAAGUGAAGCAACUACUAUUCUAAGAACAACAAAAACAAAACAAAGCAAAAAAAAACUAUAUGCAAAAACGGGUUAGCAGUGAGUGUAUAAGGACAAGUAACAAAACUCUUAAGCUGCUUCUCUUGUUGUCUUCUUUCUCUCUCUCUCACUCUCUUCUUCAAAACUGAAUUGCCUGUGGUAUGUAUCUAUGUUCUCAAUUUCUCAUACACUUGCCUUUUCUAGAA